AUGGAAAAAUUUGUUCAAAAGACAAAAAAAUUAGAUGAAGAACCACAACAGUCCCAAUCAUCAUCACUGUCAUCACAUUCAGAUCCAGUAGAAGGGAAGUUCCAAGGCGCGGGCUCUGUGCGGCUACCAGCCCCGCACAGGAUUCGAACCGGCGGCACCAAUGAGGCAGGCGCCUCGUUCCAGACACGCUCCAGCCCAGCUUCGUCCCGCGCCGCCUCCACCCAGGAAGCUCUGCAAAGGAUUAUCUCUACUCUGGCAAACAAAAAUGAUGAAAUCCAGAACUUUAUAGACACACUGAACCAUACAUUAAAAGGUGUUCAGGCUAAUUCUUCUAAUGUAAUUGCUGAACUGGAUGAGGAAUUUGAUGGACUGUAUUCUAUACUGGAUGAGAUGAAGGAAAGUAUGACCAACAGUAUUAAGCAAGAACAAGCUCAUAAAUCUCAAGAACUACAGAAUCAACUUAGCCAAUGCAGUAAUGCCCUGGAGAAUUCUGAAGAAUUAUUAGAAUAUGCUGCACGGUCACUGGACAUAAAGGACCCUGAGGAGUUCUCAAAGGCUGCCAGACAGAUCAAAGAUAGAGUCACAAUGGCUUCAGCAUUCCGCAUCUCUUUGAAACCAAAGGUCAGUGAUAACAUGACUCAUUUAAUGGUGGACUUCUCUCAGGAAAGGCAGAUGCUCCAGGCUUUAAAGUUUUUGCCAGUCCCCAAAGCUCCAGAGAUAGAUCCAGGAGAGUGUCUGGUAGCUGACAAUGCGGUAACGGUAGUGUGGAGAAUGCCAGAAGAAGACAACAAAAUUGAUCAUUUUGUAUUGGAAUACAGGAAAACUAAUUUUGAUGGGCUUCCUCGUGUAAAAGAUGAAACAUGCUGGGAUCUGAUAGAUUAUAUUAAGGGCACUGAAUAUACAUUAUCUGGACUGAAAUUUGAUUCAAAAUAUAUGAAUUUUCGAGUAAGAGCUUGCAACAAGGCUGUGGCAGGGGAAUACUCUGAUCCGGUGACUUUGGAAACUAAAGCACUUGUCUUCAAUUUGGACAAUACAUCAUCUCAUCUGAACCUAAAAGUUGAAGAUUCUUAUGUUGAGUGGGAUUCUACUGGAGGCAAAGGCCAAGAGAACAAAAUAAAAGGAAAAGAAAAUAAAGGCAGUGGCCAGAUUACCGUACUGAAGAACAAUACAACAAGAAGUGGAACACCGUCUCCAAAAAGGACCUCUGUUAGUUCAAGAUCACCAUUGAUAAGGGGCAGCAGAGAUCGCUUUACUGGUGAAUCGUACACAGUGUUGGGAGACACUGCUAUUGAAAGUGGACAGCACUACUGGGAAGUGAGAGCUCAGAAGGACUGCAAAUCCUACAGUGUCGGAGUAGCAUAUAAAAAUCUAGGAAAAUUUGAUCAACUGGGAAAAACGAACACAAGCUGGUGUAUCCAUGUCAACAAUUGGCUACAAACCACCUUUGCUGCAAAGCACAAUAAUAAAGCCAAAGCCCUAGAUGUUCCUGUUCCAGACAGAAUAGGAGUGUACUGUGACUUUGAUGGAGGUCAGCUCUCCUUUUAUAAUGCAAGUUCAAAGCAGUUGUUACACACCUUCAAAACAAAAUUUGCCCAACCGCUAUUACCAGGUUUCAUGGUCUGGUGUGGUGGACUUGCACUGAGUACAGGACUGCAGGUGCCGAGUGCUGUGAAAAUGCUCCAGAAGAGUGAAAAUGGAUUGAGUGGAUCAGCUAGCAGCCUAACCAAUGUUACCCAAUAAUGUGUCUAUUUAGAUACUUUACUACUGUUUGAGAGUUUUUCUGUGCAGCUGCUAUUCACAGGAACUUGUGGGCGUUGGAUUAACUGGCUUGGCUACCCGCUGCUGCUUUAAGGCCUGGGCACCACUAGUGCAUAGUUUCUGGGCUGAAGCACUAGCAGAAACUUACUAUGAAUCCAUGGAGCCAGAAAAAAAGCUAGGCUGACUUUUUUGCUAUUCAGAUGGGGAAGUCAGGAACUAUAGCUAUGUGCUUUAUAUUAGACUGAAUUUGAUAGUAUUAGAUACUUGAUCAUUUCAGUAUAAUUGCACAUAGCAGGUAUGAUCUUAGUUUGAAAAGCACUAACUACUACUUGCUUUUCACUCCUUGUUCUUCCACCCUGAAAAGGAAUUAAUUUUGAGGUCCUAAAUGGAAGCUUUGAAACGUUGACACUGAAGAAAUCAGUCCCUCAAGUGUCCAUAUAUGCAUAUGUCAAGAUACAAGUUUGAGACUUGAGAUGUUCUCCUAGAGUUGCUUGUGUGAUGUUUUUGACACAGGUUGGUUACCUUCCGGUAUUAGAAUAAAUAUUGUAUUGUAUUGUCAGGGUGUCUAGUUAUCUAAAUGGGCACUAUGCUGAAGAUGUAGGCUAUUCAUAGUUAGAACACAAGCUCGGUAAUCCUCUGUCAUAAUUUAGUGAGAAUGAACAAUUCACAUCAGCUUUACACCAGUGGUUUUCAGAGCAUUCCUGAUCUUUACUGUGUGAGCCCUCGGUUUAGAUUUUUGGGGAGACGUGCAUAAAAGCACACUUUCCCUUAAUACUACCCUCAAACUUUCAGCUAUAUUUGAUUACUUUUUAAGCAUCCAGCUUAGAGUACGGGUAGGCUUUAAAGUACUUCCACACUUUCUAUAUUUGUCUUUUUUAAUAUGCUGUUUAAAUAAUGUUUUAUCCUGUUUCAACCUGAUUUAUAGAAUACCUUUAACAUACUUUCUAAUGUGUUUGAAGUAUGCAAACAUGCAAAGGAUGACAGUGGCAGGAUCUUGGGUUCUAAGACUUAAAAAAUGCAGCUAAACUAAAGCUUAGGUGCCCCAAAACUUACUCUGUUGCGUUUGACAGUCUUCUUUAAAAUGUUGUAACACUCCUUUCACUAAAAUACAUAGUAUUCUUGCACGUUAAUGUAGCAGAUCAGUAAGUCCUACCUUAACCUAUAUGCACUGUUGCUCCUUUUAAAAAAAAAAAAAAAAAAAAAAAAAAAAAAAAAAAAAGCAUAUGAAUAGCUCUUAAAUUAGACUGGGCAGCACUUUGCUUACUGCUCAAUCCAACCUGUAUCUGCUCUAACAUAGAGAGAGAGCAAAAAGGAAGAACAACUCACUAGCAAAACAUUGUCUAAACAGAAUGUGACUGCAAAACUGGAAAGCUACUAAGAGCUUCAACAUAUAAGAGCAUGGCUUAAAUGGACAAGGACCACUUUGUAUAUCUUUAGAAAGCCAUGGAUUUUUUUUAGUUCUGAACCCCUUCAAGCAUUUACCUUUUGGUUUUAAAUGCAUCAUCUCCCCCCACCCUCCCCGAAAGGCUCCCCAAGCAGCUCUUUCCUUACUGCAUGUGGUGUCCAGAAGGAAAUAAUUCUGGUUGUGCUGACUAAACAGUUCUCUUACACAUUCAUUCUCAUGGAAGGGGUAUUUUUUUCCAGCUGUGUAGUUCUCCCCUGAAACAGGAUAGAGAAUUAGGUGUUACUAGACCUCUGCACCAACACUCCUCCCAUCUUAAUGGUUGCAACUCUUAGGUUAUUUUGUACUCCUCUGUAAAGAAGGCUAGUCUAUAUUGCUUUUUAUAAAAAUUGUUUAUGGUUCAUGUGCUUUGGGAGAGACUUGUACUAGUCCUGGGGGAAUUCUGCAAUUGUUGCAUAUGGAGUCAUUGUAAAAUUGCAGACUUCCCCCAGGAUUCACUUAUGUUGCACUCAAAAAAACAAAAAAACUAACAGAUUCACUAUUCAGUAUAGGGGAUUUUUCUGUAUAAAAGAUUCAGGUCACUCGCACAACGUUCAUAUGGAUGUCUGCUCUCCACAUGUUACUUCUCCUAUUGAGGCAACCAGUUAUUAAUUGAAGCAAAAUGCUAUUAAUUGGAGUUAUUAAUUGGAGAUCUUGAAGAGGAUGUCCAGUGAUCCCAGUCCUUAGUAGCACACCUAGUAGUGUACAGUACCAAAAUUCAUGUUAAUGGAGAGAACAUUUUAGUAGAAGAGUCUGUCUAGAGUUAAAUCUAUUUUAGCCACUUUUAAUCAGUGUUUCUCUUAGUAGUCUAGUAAUGGGUCCCACAAUGACCUACAGAUGGACAAUAUUGUCUCAGAUUUUAAUUCUAUAAAUGGAGGUCUCGUAUAGUGCACCAUCACACUAAGACUUCUCUACAAGCAUAAUGCUAAUGGCUGUGGUGAAAUAGCUCCCUUCUUGGGAAUUGAACUGAGGGACAUCAGGAAGGGUGGUUUUCACUCUGCACCUUCAGUUCCUGGAAACAGACAUACCAUCUAAGGUUAGGAGCACUUAAGGCCUUCCUCUUGAAGGAAAGUCGAGGGAAGAAAUCUGAUGCAAUAACUUUGGAGAUUGCAGGCAAAAUUGGAUAUAUUCAAUCUGUUUUAUACAAAAUUGAGUUUGGCCCUUGAUCUCCAGUGAUGUUGCAUGGCAUUUUCUACUCCUUUUUAAGCAACGGAAAAUAAACUGAUUCCCUUUUCUUUGGUAUUCAGUUCUGUAUGUAUAAAUUUAACAUUUUUCAUGCUUUUUAUAAUGCAGUGUUAUAAAUCUUCAGGAAGAAACCUGCUUUCAAUGUGUUUUUCCUUUGCUGUAUUUGUCCAAUUUAAAUUUUGAAAAUUUGAAAAAGCUUAAGUGAUUGAAUGAUUUUUGUACUUAAUGAGCUCAGUAUCUGAAUUGGCUUAUCAUAGGACUUUAGGACAGUUCAGCCAGCCGUCAUCUACUUAUCUUGAUUUUUUUUUUUAAAAUCAGGUCCUUAAUGCAGCAAUGUGAGCCUUCAUAAUGUCCAGUGACUUGAGGGAGUUGAGAAGCAUGUAGGAUGGGGCACAAAAUUGUGAUUUAGAGCAAGGUGUAAACUUUGUUUCUAUUUUGAGACUUAAGUUGAUGGUAGCAGAGGUUAGUUUCUGUUCCUACCUAUCCAUCUCUAACUUUCAAUCUGGGCUAGCUAGCUACAGGUCCUACCAUGUUUCCUUUACUUUGUGUAAAAGUAAAUAUACUACAAGUUAACAUGCUUAGGGAAAAACUCAGUAACCACUGAGUCAGGCCCCAAAAUUGAAUGGAGAUACCAUUUGCAUAUGUUAAAGUCAAUGUAAGGAAACUUGCAAGAUACACUUGAUUAUGCACAAGAUGUAAACAAUGGAAUUGAGUUUUUUCUAAAACUAUUAUAGUAGUUUAGUUAGAAAUUAGCUGAAGUACUUAGUGCUGUGACUUACGCUGCACAGUUUGUUUUGACUGAUAUCAAAGAUGCAGCGGUUCUAAAUAAUUAUGGGCUAUUUUGCCCUCACAGUUUUAAGUUACUCUCCAGUAGUUAAUGCACAAGUGUUGGAUUUUUGCUGCUAAAUCUCUUUUUUUAGUAAAUAGAAUAUGGAGAUGAGGAAUUGCCUUAAGCACUUUAGAUACGUUUUCUUAGAUUAUGAUUUAUUUGUGCUAGCAUCUUGCAGAUCUGCUUUUUACAUGUGUGGAAAGUACAGGCAUACUAAGGGUAUUGCAUAACACCUUGGGUGCUAUUUUUAGGUACAGUGUAAGCAAAGGUAAAAUACUAGAUGCAGCUUCAGAAUGUGUUGAUGUAGUAAGAGUUUAUGGCAAGUAGGUUUCAUUGGAGGCUACUCUACCAUUUGAUUUGAUUGGGCAAACACGCAAUCCUCUUGAAUGAUGGCAUCUAGCACAGUGUUUCCAAGGGUGUGUAAUUUGUUGGCUUGCCCAUUAUAGGAUUCAAGUAUAGGGGAGUGGGGAUGGAGAGGCUGGUAGCAAAAUGGAGUUCUCUUGUAAAAAUGUGAUCUUUUAAAUGUUUCUGUAUACUUACAAAAGUUUAGUUAUGAGAUUACUAUUAGCCUUCAUAAAUUAUAUCUGUUUUGUUACCAAGGAAUACGUUCUUUUAAUGUAGUAGCAAACUACAAUACUUCCUUGCCUUUUUAUGCAAACAUAUGUGAAUCUAUUCAAGUUAAGAGAUUAAUUUUGGACAUGGAUAGCAUUACAUGCAUUCAUAACUUGUUUGUCUUCAGGUAUGGGGUAUCAAAGGUGGUGACUGAAUUUUCAGUUUAGACUUCCACAGCCCUUCUAAAAUCUUAAAUAGGAAAAUAACUAUUUGCCCUGUGUAACAAGGUUGCAGAGGCAUACACAUCAGUUUCCUGUGUCAUCCCAAUACUGCUCACUCACACCUUCAUGCACAAGAUGGGGAAACUAACUGGUUGUUAUAGGGGAAAAUAUCCAUGUUCAAGAAAAAGUAAUGUAAACUGUAGUCUUGAGAGCAUAGAUUAUGGAUUUUAAUCAUCUAAGUAGAUUAACUCAUCAAGUGUGAUCUUCCAUCUAAACAUUUUAAUGACUUUUUGGAAGGGGAAAUCUGGGUUUUACUUUCCGAGGUCCUGUGAAAUGGGCUUUAUGCAUAUCUGACUGUAAAGCAAAAGCUUUUCACUUUCCUCACCAUUGUUUAACCUCUAUUGCUGCAUGUGCCUUUUGUAAGUGGAGCCAUAAUCACUGCUCCUGCUGUGGCAUAAUGUGUUGAGUGUACUUAAUGAUCUUGAAUUGUCACGUCGGUUUUUACUUUACAGAUGGCACAUUGAUUUCCAUGUACAUCACUUUGACAAUACCUCAGGUAUUCUGUAAUCAGUGCUUUGUUCCUUAUUCCUUUAUAAAGAAUCCCAAAAUAACAGACCUGUCAUGGCAAAACUACAGGGGUGCCUUGGAGCCCACAGAGUAUUUUAUUUGCUGUCUUUAACUGAAGCUGUGUAUGUCUUACAAACAUUUUGUAUUAAUAAAUUAAUUUUGAAACAUUAGCUGCA
Pelodiscus sinensis (Chinese soft-shelled turtle) is the source of this 6729-nucleotide messenger RNA. NCBI's taxonomy places the organism in Eukaryota, Metazoa, Chordata, Testudines, Trionychidae. The record is from RefSeq and is a predicted model, not a curated record.